Hylaeus volcanicus is the source of this 2703-nucleotide messenger RNA. RefSeq names its product SH2B adapter protein 1 (gene Lnk). The coding region runs from base 10 to 1734 and encodes 574 amino acids. Gene Ontology annotation, biological process: intracellular signal transduction. Gene Ontology annotation, molecular function: transmembrane receptor protein tyrosine kinase adaptor activity. Gene Ontology annotation, cellular component: plasma membrane. The record is from RefSeq and is a predicted model, not a curated record. Lineage: Eukaryota; Metazoa; Arthropoda; Insecta; Hymenoptera; Colletidae. The transcript is spliced from 5 exons.
ACGCCGGUAAUGAGUUCUUAUACUAUAACCGCGGCGACACCGACAACAAGCACAAUAUCAACCAUAACAACAACGGGGACGACGGCAGCGGCAGCAGCGGUUACAGCGACGACGACGGCUACGUCGGCAACAACAACGGCGCCGGCGGUUGCCGUGUCGCCCGAAGCUGCACCUGGUUGGAUAGAAUUCUGUGAGAGACACGCCCGCGCUUCAGCUUCUGAUUUCGCCAAGGCUUUCUGUACCUAUGUCAGUUUAAACCUACCCGAAAGCGCCAGAUCCAAUCUCUCUCACCGUGACUUUUUAAGAAAAUUCGUCGAGAGCUUCUGCGAACACUUCGAGAGCGAAUACCUCCGUCGCACAGUCAGGUCCCCAUCCUUGUACAACACAAGGCACAUUGCUAACGAUAGAGACAUCAAUGUCAUAAGUCAAAAUAAUAAUGCACCCAUUCGUGCUUCAUCACAUGAAGAAUUCAGUGAUUACUUUGAACACGAUGGAGAUGCUAUAUCUCCGAAGCCUGCUCACAAACCCUUCUUCCGUCGUCUGUCUUUUAAAGGACUUAAAAAGGGUAAAGGUUUCUUUCAUAAACAACAAAGCGACGAGGUGGAAUUAUCUCAUAGCGAGCAUCGUAGGGAUAAACAUUCGAAAACUAAGCUUUCAAAGAUUGUGGUCGAAUGUAGAAAAGAAGGUAUCGUUAACUCCUUAAUGGGAGAGAAUAUCGAUGGUACGCAGAAAUGGGAGAAGUCUAGACUUGCCUUGAUAAAAGCGAUUGGUGGAUAUAUGUUAGAAUUCUAUUCUCCUCCGAAAGCGGUGAAACCGCGUAGCGGUGUAUUCUGUUCUGCGAUAACCGAAGCUAGAGAAACAACUGCUCUGGAGAUGCCAGAUCAUGAAAAUACGUUUGUAUUGAAGACACAGAAUAUGGAAUUUGUAAUAGAAGCUCAUGACUCAAAGGACAUGAGGUCGUGGCUAGCCACUAUUAAAUAUUGUAUGCGCACAGUACAACAGAGUUCCAUGAAUCCAAGUUCUGGAGCAGAUGCUACAGGAGAUUCUAUAGGGCAUGGUUUGUUAGCUAUUGGAAGCGACGGAGAUCGAUUGAGGGCAAAUUCUGCGAGUAAGGGUACUCGAUCGGCGAUGCAAGAACACGGAGACGAGGCACCCGGUAAUCCACCAGAAAUACCUCCGAGACUUCGUACAAGAAGUAACAGUAAUUUGGAGCUAUGUUCGUCGCAGCAAGAUAUCGAACAAAUGGCUACUAACGACGGUGAAAUGGAUUUAUCGACCAGCUUAAGAGAGUAUCCAUGGUUCCAUGGAACUCUUCCUAGGUCGGAUGCAGCGCAGCUUGUCUUGCAUAGUGCCGCUAAUGGUCAUGGAGUAUUUCUCGUUCGUCAAAGUGAAACCAGAAAAGGAGAAUUUGUAUUAACUUUCAAUUUUCAAGGCAGGGCAAAGCAUUUACGCAUGACAUUAAAUGAUCAGGGUCACUGUCGAGUUCAGCAUCUUUGCUUUCCUGCCAUAUAUGAUAUGCUUGAACAUUUUCGUCAAAAUGCCAUACCUCUUGAAUCCGGUGGAACUGCAGAUGUAACCUUGACAGAGUUUGUCGUGGCAAAUCGUGCUACACGGUCAAAUCAUCACAACGUAACGGGAACAAACCAACAACAGUUACAAGAAAGAAGACCUCCAGCAGCCCCGGAGCCCAGAGAAGUAAGAGUCAGCAGUGGAAGUCUAACUCCUCUUGAGUGAACGCGAGUGGCCAACACCCACAGUCUGAAGUCUAAUCUACAGACAGUUUCAUUGGUUCCUUAGUAGUUCAUGUAGUGCCAUAUUCGGAUUAUUUUGUAAGUAUUCAAACACUAUUAUUUUUUUUGUUUAAAUUGUGAAUUGGUUUAUAUAAUUGAUACACCGUUCAUAUAUUGCCAAUGUUUCCUUUUUAUUCAUCUAUGACGCUAAAUGUUAAUUACUUAAUAAAUGAUGCAGUUUUACACAAAUAUGUUAUUCUUUUAAUAAGUAUUGACGUAUUCUCGAAUAUCAUCAAUUAUUCGGUUGAAAUUAUACAAUACUUUGCAUUUUAAUAUUCAAACAUAAUUUUAUACAUAUUAUGUUUUACUUUCUUUAUUAAUAAUUUAUUCUAAAAACAAAAACUGUAAUUCAUGUAUUUUCGUUUUCAAAUAAAUUUAUAUAAAUUUUUGCAUACUCAAAAUGUUAUUAUUCUGUAGAAAACAAUUAUUUUUUUAAUAUUUUUACCACUCUUUUAUUUUCGAAUAGUUUUACAUCAAGUGUAUGUACUCAUAAAUUUUAAAUCCGAAUGUGGAAACUUGAUAGAAUGUAAUCGAUAUUUGUGUAUAUGUAACUGGUAUUAUGGCAGGAGUAAUUGUUAAAAAUAUAACAUGCCUCAUGUCAAAUGUGUGACAACUCUUAGCAUUGAAGAACUUUUUGGAUAUUAUGAGAAACAAUGGUGCUCUACAAGUAUGACCGUGGGGCAAGGAGCUCGCUUUUGUAAAUAAAAUAUUCUUAAAAUUUCUGGUUUCCUCUAUUUAAUAACUCUAAUAUCAUUUUCUACUCUCCUAUUAAAGCAUCCAUCAACGUUUAAAUAAUACGAAUUAAUCGGGAAGGAGAUCAGCUCACUCAUUAUUGUUUAUUAUUAUUAUUUAAUCCAGAAAAUUUAAGAAAAAUUUCGGUUACUUUAAUCGACGAAAUUUUAAAUUAAUAAUC